This is a messenger RNA of Mesorhabditis spiculigera, 1197 nucleotides long. Lineage: Eukaryota; Metazoa; Nematoda; Chromadorea; Rhabditida; Rhabditidae. The record is from the annotation of a GenBank genome assembly.
AUGGCCUGGCCCGAAUGGAUACGACCGCACGUUGAGGUACUCCUUCUGUGGAUCACGUGGGCCGUCGAUCAUAUUGAUCUCGAUUAUUUAGAGUAUCUACUAUGGCUAUUUCUACCUGUGAUCAUCAUUUUCGUCUUGCCGAUUCUGUUAGUGAUCUUCAUCUACGGUUGCAUUAUUUUCCUACACAUUUAUGGGCUUCGGAAUCGGAUUAGGGAGGCCUAUCACACUUCCUAUUGGGACGGGGCACGAGUGGCGAUUGCUUCGUUCUGGGACGCCAUCGGUCAUGUCUGGCAUGGAUAUGAGGUGGAUGGCAUCGAGAACGUCCCGGACACCGGACCCGCGCUUUUCAUCUAUUAUCACGGCUGUCUUCCCUUGGAUGUCUACUACCUCAUUUCAAAGAUUACCGUCGUGAAGGGACGAUCACUUCACUGCGUCGGAGACAAGUUCAUCUUUAAAAUUCCAGGCUGGGGCGUGCUUUGCAAGCUGUUCUCUGUAACACCCGGAACUGUCGAAGACUGCACAGCAAACCUCAACGACGGCCAUCUACUCUGCAUCGCUCCUGGAGGUGUGCGGGAAGCGCUCUUUUCCGACCCACAUCUUUACGACAUCAUGUGGGGCAAGCGACUUGGGUUCGCGCGCGUCGUUUUGAACUCGAAGACGCCCGUAAUCCCGAUGUUCACCGAGAACUGUCGCGACGCCUUUAGAACUCCCGAAUGGGGACGCUCGUUUUUCAGAUGGGUAUACGAGAAGACAAAAAUGCCGCUGUGCCCGAUCUAUGGCGGGUUUCCUGUGAAGAUGAUCACCCACCUCGGCAAGCCCAUGUAUUUCGACUUUGAGAACGUGACGCCACAGCAGGUGCGAAAGGCGAUCAAAAUCGAGGUGAAGGCGCUGAUCCGAGAGCAUCAGCGGCUCCCCGGCAGCGUCGUGCGCGGAAUCUUGCAGAGAUUCUGGGGGAAGCCGGCCAAGGAGCACGACGAAAUGGAACUUUUGACAAGGACCACCCAUUCUGAUGAUGCGGGUCAUUUCACGGAUGAGGGCGCGCGAGCUCAAAUAGCACGAAAUGGAAAACGUGCAGCCCCUCCAAAGGCCGACGUCGACGAGGCCGAACGCGAAAACGACGAAAUUGAGGAGAUGAUGGCAGAAGACGAUGAUAACAUGAUCCCAGGUGGGCUGCCGAUCGCCGGCUCCGAGCGAAUA